Molecule: messenger RNA, 2036 nt
Organism: Acinonyx jubatus (cheetah)
Lineage: Eukaryota; Metazoa; Chordata; Mammalia; Carnivora; Felidae
Gene: HTRA3
Product: HtrA serine peptidase 3
Exons: 9
Coding region: 93-1583 (496 amino acids)
Biological process (GO): proteolysis
Cellular component (GO): extracellular region
Molecular function (GO): serine-type endopeptidase activity; protein binding
Source: RefSeq, a predicted model, not a curated record
CCGCGUCGGCCCAGAAGGAGCGGGCGCCUCUCCGGUCCCCGCCCCCGCGUGCCCCAGCGGUCCCGCUGCCCGCCCGCCGGAGCCGCCGGCGCAUGUGGCGGCGCGCCCUUCCCCGUCCCCUCCGCAGGCGGCCGCAGCCCGGCGCCAGCACCGCCUCGGCGCCCCCGCUGGUCCCCGGCCCGUCCCCGGCGCUGCUGCGGCCGGACGCCGGCCCGGCCGCGAUGCAGGCGCGCGCGCUGCUCCUGGCCGCGCUGGCCGCGCUGGCGCUGGCCCGGGAGCCCCCGGCCGCGUCGUGCCCCGCGCGCUGCGACGUGUCCCGGUGCCCGAGUCCCCGCUGUCCGGGCGGCUACGUGCCCGACCAGUGCAACUGCUGCCUGGUGUGCGCCGCCAGCGAGGGCGAGCCGUGCGGCCGCCCCCUCGACUCGCCGUGCGGGGAAAGCCUGGAGUGCGCGCGCGGCGUGUGCCGCUGCCGCUGGGCGCACGCCGUGUGCGGCACCGACGGGCACACCUACGCCAGCGUGUGCGCGCUGCAGGCGGCCAGCCGGCGUGCGCUGCAGCUCUCUGGGACGCCCGUGCGCCAGCUGCAGAAGGGCGCCUGCCCGUCGGGUCUCCACCAGCUGACCAGCCCGAGGUACAAGUUCAACUUCAUCGCGGACGUGGUGGAGAAGAUCGCGCCGGCCGUGGUCCACAUAGAGCUCUUCCUGAGACACCCCUUGUUUGGCCGCAAUGUGCCCCUGUCCAGCGGCUCGGGCUUCAUCAUGUCGGAGGCCGGCCUGAUCGUCACCAACGCCCACGUGGUGUCCACCUCCAAUGCCGUCUCGGGCCGGCAACAACUCAAGGUGCAGCUGCAGAACGGAGACACGUACGAGGCCACCAUCAAAGACAUCGACAAGAAGUCGGACAUCGCCACCAUCCAGAUCCACCCCAAGAAGAAGCUCCCGGCCCUGCUGCUGGGCCACUCGGCAGACCUGCGGCCCGGCGAGUUUGUGGUGGCCAUCGGCAGUCCGUUUGCCCUGCAGAACACGGUGACCACGGGCAUCGUCAGCACGGCCCAGCGGGACGGCAAGGAGCUGGGCCUCCGGGACUCCGACAUGGACUACAUCCAGACAGACGCCAUCAUCAACUACGGGAACUCCGGGGGACCCCUGGUGAACCUGGACGGAGAGGUCAUCGGCAUCAACACGCUCAAGGUUGCGGCCGGCAUCUCCUUCGCCAUCCCCUCGGACCGCAUCACACGCUUCCUCACGGAGUUCCAGGACAGGCACGCCAAAGACUGGAAGAAGCGUUUCAUCGGCAUACGGAUGCGGACCAUCACCCCGAGUUUGCUGGAAGAACUCAAAGCCAGCGACCCAGACUUCCCAUCGGUCAGCAGUGGGAUCUACGUGCAGGAGGUCGUUCCAAACUCACCUUCUCAGAGGGGGGGCAUCCAAGAUGGCGACAUCAUCGUCAAGGUCAACGGGCGCCCGCUGGCGGACUCGAGCGAGCUGCAGGAGGCCGUCCUGACGGAGUCCCCUCUGCUGCUGGAGGUGCGUCGGGGGAAUGAUGACCUCCUGUUCAGCAUCGCGCCCGAGGUGGUCCUGUGAGGGGGAGCUCUCCCCACGUCGCCGAGUGCCAGAGCCUGCGGCCCAGGACAGGUGCCAGCCGAGAGGUCCCGUCCGGAGCCGCUGCCUCCCACGGGGUCGGGACGAAGGACCACGGACGGUCCUCAGCAGAGCCAGAGGCCUCCUCCUGGCUGUCCAGGGGCAGCGCCGCGGGCAGGGCGUGGCCAGGGACCUGCCUCUCAGCCUUCGGGGGGUCGGCUCCCUCAUCACAAUGCCACGGGGGCAGCCGGAUGUCCCCCGCGUACAGAUGCUCCUGAGGGCCACCCUCCAAGUGCCCGGGAUAUCUAGAACGCUCCUCUGGAGUUCCCUGCAGCCCCCACCUUCUGUCCUACACCCCUGCCUCGACACCUGUCCAUACCUGGGUCCAAACGUCUGACCUACUCCUACACCUACGUCCCCUCCGACUCACCUGCUCUGGUCGGUCCCCGAGCCCAU